GGGGUAUCCAUCCCAUCUGUCACAAUUGCAACAAUUGCAGUAAAAACAUCCAAUGUAAUACCGGAUCCGGAGUACUGCCUCAAGCUGAAAACGAAUCGCAGAUAGCACCACAGUUCUGUAGGAUUGUUUUUCACUGAGUUGCAAAUUCCGGACUAUGAGAGGAACAAAGCGAUUCGCCGCAUCCGAGUCGAGCUUUUUAACCAGCAAUAUAAACCAAAACAAAAGACUUUUGGGUGGGUCACUUUUUGAUUCUCAAAGGGCGGAGCCACCCCAGCAGCUGUCAGGUUCUACUCCACAGUUGGACAUGUACCGGGCUGAAUCAUCUAGGCUACAUGUUAGGGCUCUCAAUACUCAGUUUGCAAGCUGGGUGAAAAAACAAUUACAGAACCACCCCGAUGAGCUCUGGGAAGAUGGCGCCCAAGACUAUUUAACCCAUGCUUCAUCCAUCAUGGAGAAAUUCAAUGAUGUUGUAAACUGGCUUAAUACAAAUGAGGCCAAAGCAGAAACUACGACCUUUCUUGGAUUUCAGUCAGCUUCUAAGACACAGGCUUCUGAAGAUAAAGAAAACAAUAGUACAUCCCUACUUGGAUUCCAUAGAGCUCCAAAUCCAGUUGCUUCAGAAAAUUAUGAAGCAAACAACACUACAUCAAUUCUUGGACUUCAGAGUACAGUGAUGCGACCUCAAAAUGCAGUCACUGCAAAUGAAACUUCAAAUGAUGGAGAUGGUGAAGAUGGUGAAACAGAGCAGCCUGGCAGUCCAUCUGUAAAGAAAGUUGAAGAGAUAGGAGUCACUGUUGUCCAUGAAGUCAAAUGCAAACUUUAUGUGAAGUCAAGUGAUCCAACAGAUAAAGAUGCAUGGAAGGAUAGAGGCACAGGUCAGCUAUCUAUAAAAUGCAAAGAAGAUGCUAACAAGGGUACACGGGAAUCCAAACCCACUAUUCUCAUUCGAAAUGAGGUUGGCAGGGUGGUGCUUAAUGCAUUGCUAUAUCCAGGCAUCAAGACAAACUUGCAAAAGAAUUCGGUCGUUUCAAUAUUCCACACAUCGAGUGGAGAGGAUAGCAGCAGUGUUGUAGCGCAGACAUGCUUGAUACGUCUAAAAUCUGUCGAGGAAAGAGAUAAGUUGGCAUCGAUCAUCCAGGAAUAUGCUCCUGCUUCAUGACUCAUGAGAGAGCAAUGGAGCAAAAUUAUGGUUGUACGGAGUUUUUUUGUUGUCGCUUGAGCUGCAUCAGGCUAGUCGCACUUGAGGAUAUUUUUAGAUUAAUCAAGUAUUUAAGUAGAGAGAAGGAUGGAUAAGCGGGAUUUCCCGCACCCAUUCCCAAAAUACGAAGAUGCUUUUUUGUGCUUAAUUCUCCUCUCUCCGUAGUCGAAAUUGGCUAGUCCGACAUUGCUGGAUUAGCGUUCUUAACUUCGUACAUAUGCAAUUCAAUACGCUUCUUCCAUUACAUUUAAAUGAAUUUUUUUUGUUCCGUUUA
This is a messenger RNA of Cuscuta europaea, 1472 nucleotides long. The record is from the annotation of a GenBank genome assembly. NCBI's taxonomy places the organism in Eukaryota, Viridiplantae, Streptophyta, Magnoliopsida, Solanales, Convolvulaceae.